CUCCCUCGGCGCGCCGCACGCAGCGUCGCCACGCUCUCGCAGGCCACCUCCAUCCUGCCCUCCACCAUCUCCUCUGCCUCGCCCGAGUUCCAGGCCAAUGCCGCCGCCAUGCAGGGCCUCGUCUCGCGCCUCGACGCCCUGCACUCGCGCAUCGCCCGCGGCGGCUCCGACAAGGCGCGUGCGCGGCACACGGCCAAGGGCAAGCUGCUUGCGCGCGAGCGCAUCGCCGCGCUGCUCGACGCCGGCAGCCCGUUUCUCGAGCUGAGCCCCCUGGCGGGCCAUGAGAUGUACGGCGAAGAUAUCCCCGCCGCGGGCGUCGUGACGGGCAUCGGCAAUGUGGAGGGUACGCCCACCCUCAUCCUCGCAAACGACCCGACCGUCAAGGGCGGCUCGUACUAUCCCAUCACCGUCAAGAAGCAUCUGCGGGCACAGCAAAUCGCGCGUGAGAAUCGCUUGCCGUGCGUCUACCUCGUCGAGAGUGGAGGCGCGGCACUGCCGCAUCAGGCAGAGGUGUUUCCGGACGCCGAUCACUUUGGCAGGAUCUUCAGGGAGAUGGCACAGAUGAGCGCACUGGGCAUCCCGCAAAUCUCAGUCGUGCACGGCAUCAGCGUGGCUGGCGGAGCAUACGUGCCCGCCAUGGCAGACGAGACGAUCAUUGUGCGCAAGCAAGGCACCAUCUUUCUCGCGGGUCCGCCCCUCGUCAAGGCGGCGCUGGGAGAGGUGGUGGAUGAUGAGACGCUCGGCGGCGGCGAGAUGCACUCCAGCGAGUCAGGCGUGACAGACCACCUUGCCAUUUCCGACGCGCACGCCCUGGCGCUGGCACGUUCCUGCAUCUCCAACCUCGGCUCCUCCUAUGCUCCGCGUCCCCUCAUGGCGCCUUCAGCCUUCGAAGAGCCCCUCUAUCCAGCGGCCGAACUGGACGGCAUCGUCCCGGCGUCGUUGCGCCAGCCAUUCGACAUGCGCGAUGUGAUUGCGCGCAUCGUGGAUGGCAGCAGGUUCCACGAGUUCAAGAAGCUCUACGGCACGACGCUCGUGUGUGGCUUUGCCAAGAUUGCGGGCCAGGAGGUGGGCAUCAUUGGAAACAACGGCAUCCUGUUUGGCGAAUCGGCAAAGAAGGCGACGUCGUUUGUGCAGAUGUGCUCUCAGCGCGGCACGCCGCUCGUCUUUCUCGUCAACGUCACUGGCUACAUGGUCGGCAGCAAGGCGGAACAAGGAGGCAUCGCAAAGGACGGCGCAAAGAUGGUGCGCGCCGUGGCGUGCGCCGACGUGCCCAAGUUGACGGUCAUCGUGGGCGGAAGCUACGGCGCAGGCAACUACGGCAUGAAUGGCCGAGCAUACCAGCCUCGCUUCCUGUGGAUGUGGCCCAAUGCGCGCGUGGGCGUCAUGGGCGGCGACCAGCUCGAGUCGGUCAUGGGCAGUGUCUCGUCGGACAAGGCGCGCAUGGCCGGCCUCAAGGACAAGAUCGAGGCGCAGUCGACGCCCGAAUACGCAAGUGCGCGCCUCUGGGACGACGGCGUCAUUCGGCCGCAGGACACGCGAGGCGCCUUGGCUCUGGGACUGCAGGUGGCGAUGGAGGGAAGGAGAAGAUCCAAGGAGAGGGGAGAGGCUCAUCCGGCUUGGGAUGGCAAUCGACAUGGACAGGGCGUAUACCGC
This is a messenger RNA of Tilletiopsis washingtonensis, 1653 nucleotides long. Its product is annotated as carboxyl transferase. The transcript is spliced from 7 exons. Gene Ontology annotation, biological process: L-leucine catabolic process. Gene Ontology annotation, cellular component: mitochondrion; methylcrotonoyl-CoA carboxylase complex. The record is from RefSeq and is a predicted model, not a curated record. NCBI's taxonomy places the organism in Eukaryota, Fungi, Basidiomycota, Exobasidiomycetes, Entylomatales. The annotation marks the transcript as partial. Gene Ontology annotation, molecular function: methylcrotonoyl-CoA carboxylase activity.